Messenger RNA from Pelmatolapia mariae (spotted tilapia), 3249 nucleotides. RefSeq names its product integrin beta-3-like. The coding region runs from base 121 to 2508 and encodes 795 amino acids. Gene Ontology annotation, biological process: cell-matrix adhesion; cell migration; integrin-mediated signaling pathway. The transcript has 15 exons. The record is from RefSeq and is a predicted model, not a curated record. Gene Ontology annotation, molecular function: fibronectin binding; fibrinogen binding; integrin binding. Gene Ontology annotation, cellular component: integrin complex; focal adhesion; cell surface. Lineage: Eukaryota; Metazoa; Chordata; Actinopteri; Cichliformes; Cichlidae.
GACUCUAUUUGGAGUUGUCUGGAUUACAGAGGGUUGUAUUUUUUUUUCUUGCUGGUUUCUCCUCAUACACACACCUCAGCUGACUAGCGAGCUGUGUCCUCUCAGAGAGCCCUCAGCACGAUGAGCGCUCUCCAGACGCAGAGGAUGUUGUGCGUGUGGGUUUUGCUCUUUGCGGGAAUAGCAGCAGUUUGUGGUUCAAAUGUUUGCACCUCCAGAGGAGCCAGCACAUGCAAGGAGUGUCUGGAUGUGCACCCCAGCUGUGCAUGGUGCUCCAAAGAGGACUUUGGCCAAGGAGUUGCUGGCCUGUCCCGCUGUGAUUUGAAAAGUAAUCUGGUGGUAGCGGGCUGUACCACAUCAGCUCUGGAGUUUCCAACCAGCAAACUGCAGGUGAUCGAGGACCGGCCCCUGAGCAACAAGGCAGCGGGAGCGACACAAGACGUCACCCAGAUAAAGCCUCAGAAAAUACACAUCACCCUCAGGCCGGAUGAUGCUAAACGUUUCACAGUGAAGGUGCGGCAGGUGGAGGACUACCCCGUAGAUCUCUACUACUUAAUGGAUCUCUCCUACUCCAUGAAUGAUGAUCUCACCCGCCUGAGGACGCUCGGCAAAGGCCUGGCGGAGGCCAUGAACCGCACCACCAGCAACCUGCGCAUGGGCUUUGGAGCUUUUGUGGACAAGCCACUCUCUCCUUACAUGUACAUUUCACCAAAAGAGGCUGUAAAGAACCCCUGCUACAGCAUUAAUACCACCUGUCUGCCACAGUUUGGCUACAAACAUGUCUUGUCUCUGACGGAGGAAGUGGGCCGCUUCACGGAGGAGGUGAAGAAGCAGAUGGUGUCCAGAAACCGAGAUGCCCCGGAGGGAGGCUUUGAUGCCAUCAUCCAGGCUGCUGUGUGCAAGGAGCAGAUCGGCUGGCGUCCAGAUGCUUCCCACCUUCUGAUCUUCACCUCAGACGCAAAGACUCACGUGGCUCUGGAUGGUCGUCUGGCUGGAAUCGUGCAGCCCAACGAUGGACGAUGCCACCUGAACUCUGAUAAUAUGUACAGCAAGUCUACGACCAUGGAUUAUCCAUCUCUUGCUCUGAUCACGGAGAAGAUGUCAGAGAACAACAUCAACCUCAUCUUUGCAGUCACCAACCCUGUGGUUGCCCUUUACCAGAACUACAGUGAGCUGAUUCCUGGCACUACAGUGGGAACGCUGUCCAAUGACUCGGGAAAUGUUAUUCAGCUCAUAUUAAAGGCGUACAAAAAAAUUCGUUCCAAGGUGGAACUGGAGCUGCAAGGCGUCCCAGAGGAACUGUCUCUUUCCUUCAACGCCACCUGCCUGAAUGGAGAGGUCAUUCCUGGCCUCAAAUCCUGCUCUGGGCUCAAAAUAGGAGAUACGGUCUCUUUCAGUGUGGAGGCUCGUGCUCGUGGUUGCCCAUCCAAAAAAAAGAAAACCUUUAUCAUCAAACCUGUGGGCUUCAAGGAUGCCCUCUCCAUCACCGUCACCUUUGAGUGCGACUGCAAGUGCCAGGCCAAAGCCCAGCCUGAUAGCCCCAAAUGUAGCAAUGGCAAUGGCACUUUUGAGUGUGGCAUAUGCCUGUGCCACCCAGGUCGCUUAGGACCACAUUGCGAAUGUGCCGAAGGCGAUUACAACCCCAUGGCGCAGGAUCGCUGCAGUGGACCUGCAGGAUCCGAAGGACCUCAGUCGGCUGUCUGCAGCGGCCGUGGAGACUGUGUGUGUGGCCAGUGCGUGUGCCACAGCAGUGACUUUGGGAAAGUGUGGGGAAAGCUGUGUGAGUGUGAUGACUUCAACUGCCUGCGCUACAAGGGAGAACUCUGCUCGGGGCACGGUGUCUGUAACUGUGGCUUCUGCCAGUGCGCACCAGACUGGCAGGGUGAGAACUGUAACUGCUCCAGACGUACAGACACUUGUAUGUCCAGCCUGGGCCUCCUGUGCAGCGGGAGGGGUCAGUGCGUGUGCGGAGCCUGCGAGUGCACGCAACCAGGUGCCUACGGAGCCACGUGUGACAAGUGUCCCACCUGCCCUGACGCCUGUACCAUGAAGAAGGAGUGUGUGGAAUGUAAGCACUUCAAGAGGGGCAAACUGAUUGAGGACAAAACCUGCUCUCGAAUCUGCAAGGAUGAGAUUGUUCUUGUGGAUGAAUUAGAGCUCCAUGACACAAAUGCGGUGAAUUGCACUUACAAAGAUGAGAACGAUUGCGUGGAGCGUUUUCAGUAUUAUGAAGAUGCCAGUGGCAAAUCCAUCCUCUUCGUUGUCAAAGAGCCAGACUGCCCCAAAGGUCCAGACAUUUUGGUGGUGCUUCUGUCAGUGGCAGGAGCCAUUUUAUUCCUGGGCUUGGCUGCUCUGCUUAUCUGGAAGCUGCUGGUUACCAUCCACGACAGACGGGAGUUUGCCAAAUUUGAGGAAGAACGCGCUCGCGCCAAGUGGGAAACAGGGCACAAUCCUCUUUACAAGGGAGCGACAUCAACCUUUACGAACAUCACAUACAGAGGAAAAGACUGAUGCUACUGAACAAAGCUGGAGAAUAAAGGAUGGAAAUAAUGCACUUCGACAAUCCUCUCUGAGAAGGCAGCGAAUCAUGUGCAGGCCUCUACUGUUACGCAAUAACUAAUAAUUAUUUGCUUGUAAAUAUGUAGAAAUCAUUCCGAGGAGACAUUUUAUCAGGGAUUUGAGACCCACCUGUACUACGAUGUUAGAUAAGGUGUUUGUUUUUUUGUUUUGAAUGAGAAUUGUUUUGUUGUGCAGCCCAUAAUAAAGGUUUAGUUCUCCAAAAGUAGCUUUUUGUCCAUCUGUUGAGAGCCCACUGAAAUCGUAAAAGUUGAAAUCAAGAGCACAAAAUUUAACGAGAAACACAAAGAGAGUGCAAAAUCACCGAGGCACUUUUAAGGGGAUAGUUUUGUGUUUUGUGCACAUUAAUUUUGUUAUCUUUGUUCUUUUUUUAAUCGUACUUUAAGAAGUUUGCAGUUUAUAACACAUUUUGGGGUCAAUAUGAAAAUGUGAAAUGUGAAAGUGAGGUCAUAUGUGACAGGAUAUUUGGAUGUAGACGUUAAUGUGAUAUUUAGAAACCUCAUAUACCAGUAUUUUAUCCUAAAUGUUGCCAAUACAAAAAAAAGACAGCAGAAUUUUAAGGAUAGUCAUUUGGAUGAGUGACGAAACGUUUCACCCACUGAAAACAGAUGAACAGAAUCAACUUUUGAAGAUAGUCAUUUUAUGAAAGUUUCAUCUUAUUUGACCUUGAAGAAG